AUGAGCCCCUGCGGCCCGCGGGGGGUGGCGCUGGCGGGGCUGCGGGCGAAGAGCGGGGUGCCGGGCCUCGCUCGUCGGCCCCGGGGCAAGGUGGGAGGGGCUCGGCAGGCGCUGGUCCCCGCCGCCCCGGCCGGCUCAGCAGCGGCCCGGGGCACGCCGCCUGCUCCCGGGCUGCAUGCCUGCGAGCGCCUGGAGGGGCCGGCCCGGGAGCCAACGGGUAGUGCUUCCCCAGCCCAGCGGCUCGGGCGGCGCAGCCCGCGCUCGGGAGACAACUGCGGAGUCGGGCUGCUCGGGCCAGCCCCCUCCCUCGCCCGGCCCCCGCCCCGCCGCCUCCGAGCGCGUAGCGAGCUCAACUCCAGUAUCUCUUCUUUAGGGAAUGGCUCUCCCAGCACCCCAUGCUUUUCCUGACAAACCCUGAUCUCACUCCGUAAUUUUGUGUCCUCUAGGCUGACCUUUGCAUAAGUGUCUGUGCAGAGCCGCGUACGCAGUGAUCCGAUGGGCAUCCGGCGCAGACUACGUGGUGUCUAGAGAUGCCUUACUGGGUCUUUGUGGGGCAUUUGG
Molecule: messenger RNA, 561 nt
Organism: Lutra lutra (Eurasian river otter)
Lineage: Eukaryota; Metazoa; Chordata; Mammalia; Carnivora; Mustelidae
Product: collagen alpha-2(I) chain-like
Exons: 3
Coding region: 1-408 (135 amino acids)
Source: RefSeq, a predicted model, not a curated record